GGGCGGAACGAUGGAAGAAAAUCGUCAUUACCUAAUUGUAAUCCGCUUUAUAUUUGGGAGCCUAUCGGUCUGCUAACGUGUGUAUAUAUAGGCUCUAUAUAUUUUAGGCGACAGACUGACUGAAAGAGGGAAGUGCUUCCUGAUAAUGAGGAGGUGCGUCUUAUUUCCAUCCCAGUGAUUGACUGCGUACGGCUUCCACCGCCAAGAGCUGCGGGCAUUGACGCAUUGUGGAGUCAACAGGGAGGGGGCGAGCACUGCAAACCCCCGGCUUCGCCACACAUCGGAAGCAUCUACCGGCGUAACCACCGCGAUGGCCGUGGUGCAGCUCGAAACGGGGGACCGCCAGCCGGAGAACGGCUUCGUGACCCCCGAAACCGCGUCCCCGGAGCUGCUGACUCACAUCGACGAGUCUGUCCUGCCUUCUCUCGGGGGGUUUGGGAAAUACCAGAAACAGCUGAUCGUGCUGACAUGGAUCCCGGCGUUAUUUAUUGGAUUCAGCCAAUUUUCCGACAGUUUUCUUCUCGCGGAGCCAAACAUCACAUGCACCAGCCAGCCCCUGGCCAACGGAACGAGGCACACUGCGAACCUCCAGAUGGACAUAAGCACCGGGCCAGCUCUUUAUGCCGGUGGGGGUCCCAGCGGCCACAAUUACAGCAUGCAGUGUCAGUACAAUGAGUCGACAUUCGAGCUGCACACAGGGCUUGAACAGAACGUGGUUACGAAGUGGUGUCUGGUGUGUGAAUUGAAAUGGAGAGUCCAUAUUGCAAAGUUCUCUCUGUUGGUGGGGUCAAUCUUUGGAUACCUUGUAUUUGGGAUACUUGCAGACUGGUUUGGUCGACAUCCAGUGCUGAUCAUAUCAGUGCUGUUUAUGCUGGUGUUUGGUCUGACUGUGGCCUUUUCUGUCAACGUCACCAUGUUCAGCACCUUGCGUUUCUUUGAGGGCUUCUGCCUGGCAGGGAUCACUCUUUCUCUCUAUGUCCUGAGGAUUGAGCUGUGCCUGCCAGCAUGGAGGUUUUCCAUGACCAUGGUGGCCAGCUUUGUGGUUUUGGGUGGUCAGCUCCUGAUGCCCGGAGUGGCAUACCUCUGUCACGACUGGCAGGUACUUCAAGCUGUCAUCAUCUGUCCCCUCCUGCUUAUGCUGUCCUACAUUUGGAUUUUCCCUGAGUCGCUGCGCUGGUUGCUGGCAACCCAGCAGUACUGCCGCUCCAAAUGGAUCAUGGGACACAUAGAAACGAAAAAUAAAGUGAACCUGGAACGUGAUGCCGAUAACAUCCUCACAGAACUACAAAAUGCUCUUCAGAAGAAACCCAAAAGGACAUGCAUCGUGAAAAUGGCUGGUACGAGGAACUUGUGGAAGAACAUCGUCGUCCUGUGCGUCAACUCGUUAACAGGCUAUGGGAUCCACCACUGCUUUGCCCGGAGCAUGGUGAGUCCAGAGAAUGAGGAAAAAACCAUAUUCCGUGACUUCUAUGCAGAAUAUUACACCAAGGCUGGUAUAGCAGUGGCAUCGUGCAUUGCGUUGUGCCCAGCAGUGGGCCUGAUGGGCCGGCGUGGUGGACUUCUGAUGUUCAUGAUCAUCACCGCUCUGGCAUCACUACUGCAGCUGGGCUUGCUGAAUUUACUUUGGAAGUACAGCAAUCAUUUAAAUAUAGAACAGAAAAAAUCUACGCUGAAUAGGAAUUUCUCUAUUGCCUUCUCCAUCAUCGGUAUGUUCUCCUCUCACGCAGUCAGCAACCUAAGCAUCUUCUUCUGUGCUGAAAUCACUCCCACUGUAAUCAGGGGUGGUGGUGUGGGCCUUGUACUGGCCAGUGCUGGCUUUGGCAUGCUUACUGCACCAAUCAUGGACCUCCACAAUCAAAAAGGCUACUUCCUUCACCACAUAAUUUUUGCCUGUUGCACUCUCAUUUGCAUCAUUUGCAUUCUUCUUUUGCCUGAGACCCGUAACCAGUCGCUCCCAGAGACCAUCGAUGAUGGUGAGAACUACACUCGUCAGCCACUUCUCCUCCAGAGGAAACUGGGAGAACAGGACCUCUUGCUCCAUCAGCUAGAGCCCAACAGGGACUACUCCAGAGUGCAAGACACACCACUUCAUGAGACAGCCAAUGUUGCAUUGUCAACCAUGGCCUCCACUGCCUCUUCAGCAGUUGAUUUGCCUACUUUGGCAGCUGGAGAUUUGUCUGUUACCAAUAAUUUGAAAGAAGGACUAGACCUGCUUGAGCCACAAGACCCUAGCGGUCACUCCUCUCCAUUUCCACUAUCAGCCUCCGCAAUGUCCAGAGGUAAAGACGUCAUCAUACAAGCCAACAAGGAAUGCCUGCUGUCUUCUAGUCCUUUACACAAAGCCCCAUGCGCUACAGAUCCACUUUUAGCAGAUGCAGAAGAACUUUUGGUAGUUCAGGAAUCUACAGACAAUAUCCAUCUUGAAGUGAAUAACACGACUCCUUCUCCCAAAACUAAGGAUGGCCCCGGGAUUGUUGAUUUGCAUGUCUCUUCACCUCCCAUUAUCCCCCAAACAUUGCCGGCCUCCUUGUUGAUUUGUACAACCCCUGUCAUUGAGCCCCGUCCUAGUUCCAUACUAGAGUCUCCGAACCCACUGGAAAAUGACAUUGAUGAAAUCAUUACAACAUCCAAGCCGCUGGUAUCUGAAGACGCUCCUAGUAUUUCAGAAAACCUCCUUCCAACAUCAGACCUGGACCAACCCGCCCAAACUUCAACCUCCAGUACCCCACAGUUUGAUAUCCCCCCUAAAGUAGAAAAAAUAUUAGAAACUGCAUGUACUCCUGAUAUUAGAAACUCACAGCCACCGCAUUUAGAUCUGAUGCCCUUCAAUGGUAAAGAUAUCUCUUCUCAUUCCUCCACUCCUCCAAGUUUAGUAGCUGUGUCACCAAAACACACGUGUGCUCCACCUACUGACUCAGAUCCCACGCCCUUUGCUGACUCUUCCUCUGUCUACACCACAGCAAGAAGUCCAACUGUCCUCCCUGUCACAGACAUUGUGAAUACCAUACAUCUAGAAUCAUCCACAAACAUUGUACAAGAUUCUGUCAUUUCUCUAGAUUUAAAUUCUGUACAGUCAAAUUCCAAUGUGGAUGUAGUCCCUGUUGAGGCAGCUCCCAUCUCUUUAAUGGACAGCACUGUGUCCUCCCCCAUAGACUCUGGUGUCAUAGCCACCAUGGACAGGGAGACUUCCAGCACAGAAAACAACUCUGUCAAUGGCACAGCAUCGACAUGAUUAUGUGUUGCAGCCAAAAAAAAUGUGAAGCUUUAUGUGUCGCACCAAGAGGCAGCCACCUACAUCCAUAAGACAGCAUGGAGCUUUUGGGGGUGUGGGAGUGGAGACUACCUAGCCCAGACUUCAGGUCCUUCAUGAAGACUGGUCCAAACUGGAUCUGGGUAGACUUGUCAUACACUAGCUGCUUUAUUUUCUUCAGUGCUUCUCCAUCCUUCCUUGUGUCAUUGUGGAUUUCGCCAAUAACUGAAGACCACACAAGUGAGAGACUGCAGCACUGGCUGGUUUGUAACAAUGUAAUGUCAAUAUCUGCACUUCAGGAACAUGACUGGAAAUCACCAGCGUAUAAAGUACUCUUUUUCUUUCUUUUUUAAAAUUAAUUAAUUAAUCAACAACUUUGGGUGAGCGAAAGAAGGGAAAACCACUGUCAUUUUGAAUGCCAAUGAUUGCAGAGAUGUCAUCAGCUCUGAUGAAGAAAUGAGAAGCCAACGAUAACAAUGGAUACCACCAAUGCUUUUGCUUAAAUAAAAUGUUUUUAAUUUGCGUCCAUCAAAAAGGCCUUACAUAUUUACAAGAAAUUGGAAUGUUGCAAAGUAUUUUUGCUGUUGUAAAUGUAAAUUAUUUAAAUUGGACACCUUGUUUUAUUUAUUUUUUCACCAAAUACAAAUACCAAAUACUGCCCUAACCAAAACAAACAUUGAUGUAGUGCCAAAACAUAAAUAGCAGUACAGUGUUUUUUUUUUUUGUUUUUUUUUCCUGUCUUGGGACAUUUAUGGGAGACUUAUAAAGAGAAUGUGAAGUUGCUCUUGCACCAUGUUGAAUUUUGGAUGACUCGGUUUGUUUAUGUGCCAAUUUCUCUAGAGUUCUCAUCUCUAAGGCUGUUUUCCAUUUGGGAACUCAACACAUUUCUCUUCAGCUUCAUAAUUUUAGAUUUCUAAAAAUCAAAAAUCAAAUGUACAAGCGUGGACCUAAGAGGAGAAGCGAGCAGCACAGACGCUGGUGUGGCAGUUGCUAUGGCACAGGGAAUGAGAGAAGGAGUUCUUGAGCCUAAAAUUACGUCUCAGCAUUGAAAAGGACAAAUAUGCCUAUCCACUACUGUCUAAAAAUAACCUUUUUUUUUUAACCAUAUGCUGCACCAUAAAAUCAACAGAUAACUAUAUUCCCUUGAAAUAAUUCCAGUUGAUUUGCUUUCUUUAAUGAGACGUUCAAGAGAAUUGGGUCUUGAAGGCAAGGGGAUAUGAGUGGGACACUGGCUUCUUUCUUGAGGUAUCCUUAUGAGAUUUACAGAAUUCAAAUUCAUUGGGUUCCAUAUAUCGAUUGCUAUUGCUUUUGAUAGUCAUUUUAGGUUUUUUGCUCUUUUUUUUUUUUUUUUUGUUAUGAAAUGUAUUUUCUUUGAAGAAAAAACCCUCUCCCCUUCUCUGCCAACAGCUGACAACCAGCUUAUUGGUUAAAGCAAUCAGUGAAAGGCAUUUAAAAAUAGAUGGUACUCCAAUUUCAAUAUGCAAAACCAAAUGUGGCAUAACUUCAUUCUUUGUUUUCACAUUCUUCUCAGACUGCAUAAUGAAUACCACUAUUUAUGUGUUGCAUUUUUUUUUUGUUUUUUUUUGUUAAAGUGAGCAAAAAAAUAGGUAAACUAGCACAUGGUGAUUUUUGUGGAUUAAGGAGCAACUUUUGUUUGAGAGUUGUUUCAGCCAGUGAAAAUAAUUGUAUGCAAAUCCUCUUUUGUUCAACCUUAGUUAUGACCAAGUAUGUUAAUUAACUCUCGAGCUUGAUUCAGUUUUGUUUUUAUAAUCUCCAAAGUAUUAUUUUCAGAACUCUCCUUGGUGUGCCCUUAAUGUACAGAGCUAUACAUCCUUAUUACAGUAUUUGUGGCACCUUCAUAUGGUGGCACUUUAUUUUUGUGCAGUGGGGAUAAAGCAUGAAAUCUAUCGUGAAAGUGUAAACAAAACUGUUAAAUCUUUUAGGGAAAAAAAAAAAAUCAAAGAAAAAAAUGAGUUGUCCAAAAUGUUUGAUGCGAUGCCAAUCGUUGCUGCAUUGAUAACCUAUAAUGUGUGUGUGUGUGUUUUCUAAAUCAUUAACAUAGUAUGUCAUUAUUUCCUUACAUACAUUUUCGCACAAACACAUGCACAACUUACUCUUAAAAAAUGCAAUACACUACACAAAAUUACAUGUUCUGAAUUGACAUAUUGAUUUUAACUAAAUGAAACGCUCUUUCUCAUGGAAGUACUUUUGCUUCCAAAAGUCCACUUCCGGACUGCAGCCUAUUUGAUGUAGUCACUUGUGUAACAGUUGUAGUAGUUUCAUACUUCUUGCUUUUGAAGUUGUUAUACUUGUGUACAGGAGGAUGUGUGACUGUGGAUGUGUUACUGUUUACAACAAGCCUCACAAUGACCAUUAGUAAUAAUAACAAUAAUAGUGCCGUACUGUAUACCUUGAAAGACAGACGAUGUCUUGUGAUCUGAAAUGUGAUAAAACUCUGUAGAUCAUUUAUCCAGGGAUGUGUUGAGGUGAUCUGUUAAGGUGUUGUCAGGAUUCAUAAAAUCACUAGACCUAUAAAAUUCUCUGUUAUCAUGUGAAAGACCUGUGAAGAGCCUUACACUUUGCUAAUUGUUGAAAAUGCUACAUAUCUUUGAUUGUUUGAAUGACUGAUCAAACUCUUAAGACGUGUGUUUGAUAUGAGAAAAAUAGCUCACUUGCUGAUUGAUUAGGGGUGGUCUUUGAUUGUUUCAUUAUUGAUGUAACUAAGAUGUCCAUGUGGUUCUCUCAUUUCAGAUGCAAAUAGUGUAUGCCACAUUCAAUUCUACUACACUUCAGAGCACAAGUAACUGCAACCAUUUAAAAUAGUGGUGUACUUAAGAGUGAAAGGGAAGUUGGAUGUGGAACAGGACGUAAGGACUGCUUGUCACACAAUAACUUUUACAUUACAUUUCCGUGUUUGUGAGUGGGUGGACGCCUCAGUUGGCUGAGCCUUCAAUGUGUGUGUUAGUAUUUAUCUGGGUGUGCAGCCAAAUUAAAGUUUGUAUACUUGAAAUCUAAAUGCAAAUCUGGAGUAAAAAAAACAACCAAACAAAAAAAAAAAAAAAAAAAAAAAAAAUCAACACAGCACAACACUGGUACUGUCUCCUCUGACAUCUGUUACUUCACUUUCUUCCAUUCAGCUAUUUCAGUGCAAAGAGGAGAUUUUUUUUUCUAUUUUUCGCAUUUGCAUCCAAUCCAACUUAUUAGGUUUUUUGUUUACAUGUAACUUUAUGUGAAAUGAAAGCAAUGCAGAGCAACGACGGCACCAGCGACUAAGGCUUUAGGGCUGACAUUUAUUGUUGGAAAGAUAAGAUGAAGGAUCGCAAAUCAAAGGAGUGGUAAAUAAAUUUUGAAUCCAGCUGAUAAGCCUUGGGGGGGAUGAAGUACCCAAUGCACACAUUUCAGGUUUUGCUUCUCUCAGUUGAGCGACUCAAAAUCUCUUUGUUGAGAGAUUCAAAUGAAUGUAAAAAAAAAAAAAAAAAAAACCUUGGAUUGUACAUUUUUAAGUAUCACUUGUCUGAUUUCAUUUUAUUUUAACUGACAUAAUGCACUUGUACAUAAGCCAUACAUGUUGAAUUAAACCACUAUUUAUUGAUGAAAUCUGA
Molecule: messenger RNA, 6852 nt
Organism: Poeciliopsis prolifica (blackstripe livebearer)
Lineage: Eukaryota; Metazoa; Chordata; Actinopteri; Cyprinodontiformes; Poeciliidae
Product: solute carrier family 22 member 23-like
Exons: 10
Coding region: 311-3232 (973 amino acids)
Biological process (GO): transmembrane transport
Cellular component (GO): membrane
Molecular function (GO): transmembrane transporter activity
Source: RefSeq, a predicted model, not a curated record